This is a messenger RNA of Opisthocomus hoazin, 936 nucleotides long. NCBI's taxonomy places the organism in Eukaryota, Metazoa, Chordata, Aves, Opisthocomiformes, Opisthocomidae. The record is from RefSeq and is a predicted model, not a curated record.
AUGCUCUUCCUCUUCGCGAAGGAGCCCGUCACCAUCAGCCUGACGGCGAUGUACCUGGUGUCCUUUGUGGUGGGCUUCGUGGGCAACAUCAUGUCCAUCCGGGUGCUCACGCGGAAGCGCCGGAGCCGGGUGUCCAGCCUGAGUGCCACCCGCAGCCUCCUCAUCAACCUGGCAGUGUGCGACCUCAUGGUGGUCUGCGUCUGCAUGCCCAUCACCGUGGGCAACCUCAUCUACAAAGCCUGGGUGUACGGGGACUUCCUCUGCCGAGCAGUGCCCUUCAUCCAGGCUGUUUCCGUCUCCGCCAGUGUCCUCAGCUUGACCGUCAUUAGCGUGAACCGGAGGAUCCUCAGCACCAUCCUGGUGGUGUGGCUGUUGUCCUCAGGGAUAUGCAUGCCCCUCAUCUUCAUGAACAAACGGGAUGAGAUUGGGGUGGUGGAGGGCUUGCCUCUGGUGUUUUCCAUCUGCAGGGAGAUUUGGCCUCAGGAGAGGCUCAAGCAAGCCUACAACUUUCUGCUCUUCUGUGCGCUUUACUGCCUGCCGGUCCUGUUCAACAUGGUCAUCUGCUUCCUCACGAUCUGAAAGAAGGUAGCACAGAUGGUGGUGGCCCUGGUUCUGCUGUUCGCAAUCUCUUGGCUGCCUGUCUACCUGAUGGACAUCUGGAUUGAUUUCAAUAUCCCCAAAUCCUUGCAGGAUGUGACUCCUUCUCCUUGGAUCCUGCAGCUCAGACCUUUUGCCCAGUGGCUUGGCCUCACCAAUUCCAGCCUCAACCCCAUAUGCUAUUGCUUUGUUGGGAACCUCUACAGGGACAACCCGUUCCUCAGUCCCAGAGCUGCUCUCUUACCAGAGUUCAAUGGAGCCUGCAAGGAAAGGACCCUCCGCAACACCCACAACAGGCAGAAGAUGUCGGGGAGGUCAUGGCCACAAGAACAAGUGUAG